Peniophora sp. CBMAI 1063 is the source of this 1530-nucleotide messenger RNA. The record is from the annotation of a GenBank genome assembly. Lineage: Eukaryota; Fungi; Basidiomycota; Agaricomycetes; Russulales; Peniophoraceae.
AUGCCCACUAUACCCGCCGAGCGCGAUAGUGUCUACGCCGUUGUCCUAUGUUAUGGACAAGGGGAUGCCGCUCGACAGGCACUGCGCUCUGAUCCUCGGCUCACGGUUGGGUCAGACCGAGGGGAGGCUGUCAUGCCUUCUCCGCCCCGACAGCGUCUCACUGUUCUCCCUGAUUCCCCUCCGAGAGCAAGGCUGGAUACAGAUACACCUUUGUUCAUCCACGCGGAUACAGAGCGCGAUUUGGACGACAGUAUCGGCGUACGGGAAGCACAGGAGAGGGCAGGAUCUGCGAGCACAACGCCCCCUAUACUUCCUGGUGGCACUGCGACUCCGGACGUUGCAUACCAAGGCCUUCCCCCAAUCGGCGCCGGACCUGCAAACCAGCGGCUCGAUUUCACGCCGCCCGUCGCGGCGCCAGCAGCCCCAUUUCCACAGAGCGGGGAAAUACACCCUCUAGACGUAUCACGGGAGGGCGAGCAAGAAGGAAGUGAAGAGGAGGGAGGGACCGAAGCUGGCGAUGCAGGCGAUGAUCUCUCCUCGUUAGGGCUUAGUGCAGGCGAAGACGCUGUUGAUCCGGAGGAUCUGCCGGCUGCUUUGUUUGUACUUCACGACGCUACCUACCUCAUACGACAGAACGAACUUACGAACCACCCGAGUCGUCCGGUCGUGGUGAGGGCGUUGCACGAUGCUUUGAUCGAGUACAUGCCUCAGCACGGCUUGUUGCUUCGUUCUCAACCGCCAUUGGCUGUACCAGGUCAAGAAGUGGCCCCAGCAUAUGGUGCAUCAAAUGCGGACCGCCCAGGAGCGGACGCGGAAGUUCACGCCAAUCACCAAUCUGGCCCGGUCACUCUUCAAAACUCGGGCACCGUUCAGUCAACUAUACAUAGUGACACGCGGCCCGACGCGCGUCGUAGUGGCGACUCGGGAACUCAGCGCUUUUUGAACAACGAGGGACGAUCCGCCAAUACGAUUCAUGCCCCCGCUCCCGCCGGCGCGCCUGGCGCACACCCGUUAACUUCGUCGGAGAUUAUCGCGCGUGCGGACGAACUAGAGAGAGCACAACCAACCACCCGUCAAACACUCGACGUCGGAACUGGUGUGCCGACUGAGGCAAGGCCCGAUGAAGGUCAGACAGGCGGAAGUGUGGAUCUCAGAGGCGGCGAGCCCAGUGCGGGUGGAGCCGGGUUUCAACCUGGUACCCAAGCUAGUGCAGACGCUCUAUCCUGGAUCUAUGACCGAUUUUCACUUCAAGAUCAAGGACGGAACGUGGACGAUGCUCUGAUACAAGCUGUGUACCGAUUGAAGGCGCUUGAAAUGAAGCAAACUACCCGGCUAUCGUCUCGUCACAAUCCUGACGGUCCAGACGUUGCCUCAGGCUCUGCACAGCGUACGAGCGAGAAGAGGACGCGGGGCCGGACGAUGCUUCGUGACAUCCUGGGUUCGAUGAAGUGGAGGCCGAUCGGGAAACGGCAAGUGGCCGAGGAUCAGAUUGGGCACUCUAGUUCGCGUGGCCUAUCAAUCAAACAAUAG